Messenger RNA from Thunnus maccoyii (southern bluefin tuna), 1833 nucleotides. RefSeq names its product Kv channel-interacting protein 2-like. The transcript has 9 exons. NCBI's taxonomy places the organism in Eukaryota, Metazoa, Chordata, Actinopteri, Scombriformes, Scombridae. Gene Ontology annotation, biological process: regulation of potassium ion transmembrane transport. Bases 119 to 955 code for a protein of 278 amino acids. Gene Ontology annotation, molecular function: potassium channel regulator activity; calcium ion binding. Gene Ontology annotation, cellular component: voltage-gated potassium channel complex. The record is from RefSeq and is a predicted model, not a curated record.
UGUAGUUAAAAAGAGUGAAAAAGCAGUGAAGGAGUACUGGAGCCCAGCAUCAGAAAAUAAAAUGAGUGGAAAUCCUCUUUGAACGAAAACGUUUGACUGCUACAGAUGCACCAUCAAGAUGAAAAAAACUCAUCUUAGAGCUCUACAGAAGAAACAGAGACAAUCCUCAAUCACGUUCAGCAUGGACCAGAGAAAAAGGAGAUAUCAGAGACUGUUGAAGAUGGACAGACACAUCUGCUGCUGGCUGACUGGCGACCUGUCAACAGGUAAUCCACCAUCCAAACCCAAUAAAAAGACCAUUAAGCAGCGGUUCCUCAAACUGCUGCCCUGCUGUCGCUCUGGCUCCAACCCUUCAAUUAAUCAAACAAGUGAGGUUGAUGAGGGUGAACGCUCAACAGUGCGUUACAGACCGGAGGGGCUCGACCGUCUCGUAGAACAAACCAACUUCAGCAAGAAAGAGCUGCAGAUCCUCUACCGGGGAUUCAAAAAUGAGUGUCCCACUGGUGCUGUGAAUGAAGAGACUUUUAAAGGCAUCUACUCCCAGUUCUUCCCUCAGGGAGAUUCAAAUAUGUAUGCACAUUUCCUGUUUGAAGCCUUUGACACGCACAACAAUGGAGCAGUCAGCUUUGAGGACUUUGUUAUAAGUCUGUCCAUCAUCUUGCGAGGCUCCAUCACUGAUAAACUCAACUGGGCCUUUAACCUGUAUGAUCUCAACAAAGAUGGCUGCAUCACCAGAGAGGAGAUGACAAACAUCAUGCACUCCAUCUAUGACAUGAUGGGGAAGUAUACUUACCCUUGCAUGAAGGAUAACGCUCCAAAGGAUCAUGUUGACAGCUUCUUCCAGAAAAUGGACAAGAACAAUGACGGGGUGGUCACCAUCGAGGAGUUUUUGGAGACAUGCCAAAAGGAUGAGAACAUAAUGCAGUCCAUGCACUUGUUUGACAAUGUGAUCUAAGGCUUGUUGGAGGCAGACAUGAGCUGUCCACCUACCUGGAGCUCCACUUCAGUACUUCUGCCCCCAGCCAGCGUGGGUGUGAUUUUUGGGCUUAAAACGGUGCAGGACAUAUACAACAACCACCAGAGUCAUCAGUUUUCCCACUGGAGUCCAGUCAGGGUGGAUUCUGUUGUUUUAAGAUCUUGUAUCAUGAUUGAAUGAUCUCAUACACUAUUUGAACGAGUGUAUUUAAGGCUGCGCAAAGGCAGCUCAAUAACAGUAAGCAUCAAUGAACAGAUGCCUAAAAAACACAGCAGAUAUGCACAAUAAGCAACUGCAACUUCAUCCCAUGACUUCUGCACCCACACAAAUAAUUAUUAACUUUUAAAAUACAUUUUCUCAAUAGCAUGUAUCACACACAUGAGAGAGAGAGACUGAAUGUAGAGACACAUGCUUUCUAUACUCACAGUCACACUACAACGAGGGACGGCUCUAACAAAGGGAUGAAGUCUGAAAUCAAGCAAUAAUCUUAUAAUAACGUCAUAUCAAAUCUUCUCUGUCCUCAGUGUCCUCACAUUUUAUUAUAGUGUAUUGUGUCUGCAUGAUGUGUGUGUUUUGACUGGCCAUUGAAAUGUUUAAUUAAAGUGUUAAUAUAUUUUCUAUAUGGACAUGGAAACAAUGAUGAUGACUGAAUAAAACCACACAGUUGCUAUGCAAAAGCUUAUCAUCAUUUUCUCCUCAAAUUAAAAUGCACUAUUUAAAUGCAAAUGGAUGUAAUGAUGGCUCAGUUCGAUUUCAGUGCCCACACAGAAGGAAAACAUGGGCAUAACAUCUAUGAUGACACUCACACUGUAGAGUUUCAUUGUUAUCUUAGCAGCUAAUGAAGCCACAAAACUGAA